CGGCCACAUAGACGAGCACCACACUCCUUGAGCUCCAGACUCCGAUGAGAGUGCAACUACUGAGCGCACACAAAUGCGGCUCACACUCGAUCCAAACCUUCGGAGCUCUUGACUCGACUUCACCACGAUGGCUUCUUCCUGCCGUCGCCGUUCAGCGUCGAAACAAGUCAACCACACUUCCCUCACCUCUUGCUGCUCAAUCAAAGUCCCUUCUCGACCAGACGACUCCUAAUCCUGUAACCUUAUUCUACGACUCCGACCAAAAGCAUCCCCGAAUAUCCCUGAAACCUUACCCAGCCCACGUGCAACGCAGUAUUCAUCGAGACCUUUCAAGCACACAUCCAGCGCCGCUGAGCACUCCUCCACCUCUCAAACGAACAGACUAUGACGACGGCCAGAUCCCCCUGAGUGAUAAAGUCUAUCGCCUCUUCAAGGUUGGAAAAGCGUAUUUGCAGUUCUACAAGACUGGCUUCAAGAACGUAUGGGGUAACUACAAAGAAUUGAGGACGAUUCGUGCUAGACUGCGCACGGACAAGUUUGAAGACUUGAUCAAGUAUGGCAGAUCGGGUGUUGCUUCAAGAGAAGGACAAGGCUCCGAAUUUCGAAGACAAGGUGUCAAGCAAGAUGGCCAAGCGGCACCUGUACUGACGAGACGAGAGUAUCAACUCGCACUCCGGACACGGCACGACUUGCUCAAACUUGUCCCUUUCUCUUUGAUAUUCGCCAUCUGUGGCGAGUUCACACCUCUCAUCAUCCUGGCCAUUGGCUCUGCGGUGGUUCCAUACCCGUGUCGGAUUCCUCAGCAAGAACGAAAGGACUUUUUGAGACCUUCAAAGACUGAAUCCGCUGUUGAGAAAGCUCUCGCCCGAUUUUCUGACCCGACUCGUCGGUCUGGGGACACCCAACGGGAAUCCGCCCUCGAUCUGAAGUGGGACUGGCGGCACGAGUUCAUCUAUGCUUACCGACUACAUCUGAACCCGUUUCUCACUCCUCUUCCACUCCUCGGCUCACUCUGGCACAACAUGUACGCUCUCCCUCGUCUACGCAAGCACUGCUCUCAUAUCAUCUGUGAUACUGUCCUCAUCCAAAGGGAAGGUGGCUUCGCCAAACUCUCACCCCGAGAGGUCUUUCUAUGGAGUCUCAAUUACGGUCUCCGCAGCUCGACACAGUAUUUAAGUGACCAAGCACGCAAGGGCUUACCGAUCGAUGUGGACUCGCAAGAACUGAAAAAAGCUUUGCUUCCCGUCGUCGAGGCCGAGGCAGAGUACAUCGUCAAUGUGGACUGGUCGCGAGUCAAGCCUGAGGAUCAGUGGCGCGCCGUUUUCCGACCGGUCGGAAGCGUAACACCUGAUGACCUGUACUGUCUGAGCCGGUCUUAGUCCGUUUUCCAACAAAGGGAAACGAGGACCAUACACUGGAAGCUGAUCAUAUGGUCGAAUGUGCCCGCGUAUGCGCAUGCACAUGUUCCUUCGGCGCAAGAACUUGUGACUCGCUGACCAUUUGCACUUUGGAUAGUCCCUACGAUUUUGCAGAUGCGGUGUUCUCAUGUACAUAACUUCCCUGUACCAACAAUGUUUCGGUACCUCUCCAUGCUAUAUGCAUGAUGACGAUAGCGAGCAGCGGAUUUCAGAAUAUGAAGCACCGCCAGAACGAGAAAGGAUAGUUCGUGCCAACAUCAUGCGUUGGUCAAUUGCUGCCCAAAAUGCUUCAGCUGCAUUCAGAUUUCCAA
Molecule: messenger RNA, 1729 nt
Organism: Exophiala oligosperma
Lineage: Eukaryota; Fungi; Ascomycota; Eurotiomycetes; Chaetothyriales; Herpotrichiellaceae
Exons: 1
Coding region: 45-1379 (444 amino acids)
Biological process (GO): intracellular monoatomic cation homeostasis
Cellular component (GO): mitochondrial inner membrane
Source: RefSeq, a predicted model, not a curated record